AUGGCCGGCUUCUUCGUUCUUUCCCAGGCAACGGGCUGGAGGCGCGCGGCUGGACUCAACAUCCUUCUCCUGGCGCUGCUCUUCGCGGGCCUUGUCAUCUCAACCUUCUUCGUCGGCGAGCAGACCCAAUCGUUCAUGGGCAACUACCUUUUCUUCGGGGGAGACUGCGAUAGGACGAGGAUAUACAACUUCGCGAUUCAUUUGAUUCUAAAUAUUGUGGCGACACUCGUCUUUUCGGCCGCGAAUUUCUCGAUGCAGGUCCUCAACUCGCCGAACCGAGAAGAAGUCGAUGCAGCACACGCGAAGGGCAGAUCCGUGGAGAUUGGGGUGCCAUCUCUCACAAACCUGUUCUUCGUGCUGUCAAAGUUCAAAGUCUUUGCGUGGCUGUGCUUGCUCAUUGCUUCGCUUCCCGUCCACAUGCUAUUUAACAGCGCCGUGUUCGCGACUGAUUUCCCAGGAAGGCUGUGGAAUUUGACGAUAGCUGCUGAGCCUUUCGUGAAUGGUGCAGGAUUCUUUCCUCCCGGAGCCAGUCUUGCUCUUCCAGGAUUCGAGCCGGGAUACGGUCGCGAAGUUAACGCUAGCUCGUUUCUGGCAAAUACUCCUCAGGUAGUCCGCGAACUUGAAGCUAUUGCGGCAACCGCAACGACUUGGAGGCGCCUCGAGCCUGCGAGUUGUCGAAAGAAGUAUCUCAAAUGCCACGGUGGGCGGAACUUCGAGGAUCUCGUCGUCGUGGUGAACACGGCAGGAACCACGAACACCAGAGGAUGGACGCGAUCUCAGGUAUUUGAUCUCAGUCCCUCCGCCUCAUCAGACUGGGACAGCCUCGUACCGACUAAUCAAGUGAACUCGCUGUGGUUCUCUACCGUGUGCGAGAUGAUUUCCCGGCCCGCAAAAGGCAGCAAAGCAUGCAUACAGUCUUGCGGGCGUGCGUUGGGGGCCCACGAUGCUCUCGUCAUUGACGAUCCUUUGAAUAACCCGGAGAACAACAAGACAUGGACGAUUCAGUUCCAGGAAUCACAAGACGAGUCAGGGGAUCAGAUAUCCAGAUUGUCGAGGGACGGAUUCCGGUUCGAUGAAUUCAAUAAUCUGGACGUCCAGUACUGUCUUGCUCAGGAGUCAAGGCCGCUGUGCAAAUUAGGGGUUUCUCCUCUUAUGAUGGGUCUCUCAGCACUUUGCAUUGCCUUGAUCGCAACGCUAUCUCUCCUUGUUCUGAAGAACAUUACGGAUGACACGUUGGUAACCCCCGGAGACGCCAUUGCUUCGUUUAUUGCCGAUCCGGACCUUACAACGGAGAAUAUGUGCACCCUAACCAUCUCUGAUAAACCAACUUUGGUCUCACGAUACAUUAUGAGGAAGAAAGGAAAUGGCAGUUUCGGCCUUGCCACUCCACGCGAGUGGACGAAGAGAGCCAACUACAAGGGAUCCGCUGUCUCAUUGCUUAGUUGGUUUCUUACCUACGCCUUUCACCUCUGGGCACUGAGCAUCCUCGUCUUUUCUUACUUUAGAUUUGGUCCUAGGAACUCAGAGAAUGGACGUAUGACGAGCCUGGAUGUUCCUGAGAACUCGUUUCCUUUAGCGCUUCUCUUUGCGAACAAGCCUCAAGUAGUGUUGGCGGCUUGUUACUAUCAUUAUAACGGGCUUGUCACUCGUUUCUUUGUUGAAAAGGAGUGGAACUCGUACAGUCUUGCGUAUCAACCAUUGAGGGUAACGACGCCCAGAGGCUCGCAGGUUUCGACCUAUCGUCUCCAAUUGCCCUUCACGGCUAGCAUUCUUCUUAUUGUUAUCAGUGGGCUACUCCAUUGGGUUCUGUCUAACACGUAUUUCCUGAGCAUCUUCGAGGGUAAUUAUCUUGGCAAAGACGGAGCCGGUCUCCGUGAUGUUGAGGACGGCAUCGGUUUCGAGCCAAAUACUCUCGUCGCUCUCAGCUACUCCGUCAAAGCAUUGCUAAUCCUUAGCAUUGUUUCGUUCGUUCUCGCUCUCCUGCCUUUAUUCAUCUCUUUUACCAAACUGAAGGGCGACAUGGUUAUUGUUGGAGCCAACUCACGGGUGAUUUCGGCAGCAUGCCAUGUUCGUCCGAUUGGAAACGAGGCUCGGCUAAGCAACGCUCCGUAUUCCCCGUUUGUAUUUAAGUCGCCCUGGAUACAGGAUCAAGCCGUAGAAGGCCAGAAACUUAUCGGCCCUGCAUCACCCUUUGAAGAAAGAUCUCCAAGGGACACGAGGUCGAUGACGAUGUCGAUGUAUCGGCCUCGAGCCAUGUCAGAUGCGCAGUUGGUCGAGCCUCCUACCCCAACGCCUUUGCUCCAAGCGUGGCCGUUGCCAUCCCCAUAUUAUGCGAGGUCUCCACGGGACACGAGGUCGGUUACUUCGUAUCGUCCUCGGGCAACGUCCGAGACCCAGACACUCGAACCGCCGACCCCAACGCCGUAUCGGCAAACAAGGCCACUUUCGUCGAUUUAUAACGUGAGGUCAGCAGCCGACACCAGGUCACUGGUAUCGGCACGUUCACGGGCCGCAUCUGAUGCAAACACAAUCGUCCCGCCUACGCCAAGAGAGCACGAUCGCACGUCCUUGCCGUCAGCGAACGAUACAAGGCCAGAAUCUUCUUAUCGCCAGCGAGCGACGUCUGAGGCGCGAACAAUUAUCGAGCCACCCACACCGCCUUCUGCUGAGCAGACCAGGCCGCCUUCAGUUUGGGGACAGAUGAAGUUCGAGCCGAACCACCAGCAUGAUCAGGCACCCCCGCUUCCGACCCCCGGUUUAGAGCCACCAGCAGCACCCUGGAUCGAUAGCUAUAAGGAUGAGAAGAUUUCACCCCUCGCUCAAACCAUUCGCCUCAACGAGUCGAAGAGGAAGUUACCCGUCAGCGGGCUUAGUAUCAUAACCCCCGCGUCACAGCCCGGAAGGAGACUCCCAUGGGCAGGUAACGAGAAUGCUGACUCGAUGCCGACAUCUACGCCAGCGACGCCUUAUCGUCCUCAGAGCGCAAUCACUCAGGGCGGCAUGAUGAUAAUGCAGGAAUUCAAGAAUGAGAAGGAGGCGCGGAAGGCAAGGUUGAGGUUGGCGAGGAGGAAGUUGAGGUGGGGCGUGGUUGCUACGAUUGUCCCUCUUGGGGAUCGGUCAGCUUCAGUUCAGUUCUUCUUCCCUGCGAGAAAGGAAUCAAGUAUGGGGAUUGGGCAUUUGACAUUUGGUACGGUCGAGAAUGGAGUGGUCCGACCAGAGGUGGGAAGGACUUACGAAUGA
Molecule: messenger RNA, 3240 nt
Organism: Scedosporium apiospermum
Lineage: Eukaryota; Fungi; Ascomycota; Sordariomycetes; Microascales; Microascaceae
Exons: 3
Coding region: 1-3240 (1079 amino acids)
Source: RefSeq, a predicted model, not a curated record